AUGGCUCGAACGAAGCAAACAGCAAGGCGCAGCACGCCACCUUUGAUAACAUGGACGCGGUUUCAUCUCCCACUAGAGCAGGAGUUGCCAACAUGGCCUGUGGACCACGUUAAUGUCUACCACGGCCCACUUGAGGGUGUCCCUGGUAAAGGCAAGGUGUCACUAGGGAGAAUGGUUGAAAACCCCGAGCAGGCUACCUAUAUUAUUGAAUGGGCUACACUAGAUGACUUGAAGAACUUCCAGUCCUCCCCCGCCUGCGCGGAGUUUCUGCGGAACCUCCCGGAACACAGGAACUCACAGGUCUCUGUCGAGUCCAGCGCAGCUCUGAGACACCUAACCGUGGAGGAUAGCUCCUUGUUGUCCCCGCCGGCGUCGUCACGCUUUCUUGCUUUUCAACGCGCCACUCAGACUCCAACAGAGGAGGUGAAGGGCCGUGUGACUGUUACCAUCUUCGUGGUACCGCACCAAGUUGACGAUGCGUAUCAUAAAUUUCGCAAUGUAUUUAACUGCUUUUGCCCCCGCGGCUCUAGGUUUAUUGCAAGCCCUCGGUAUUCCUGGACUAGGACCGCAAACGUUUGGUUCCGGGUACUUGCAGAAGACCGCUGGGUAGAAGAGAAAUUUGGGAGGCUAGAGCCAACACAGGAAGAUAGCCUGGGUCGGACAAUCUUCUGCCACUUUUUGAUCUGGCCACUUAGGCUGGGUGCCACUCGAGAGGAUGAAGAGGCAUCGGUAGCAAACCCGGAGGCAAUAGAGUCAUGGAAUCAACAUAUAGCACAGGUGAUGCCUCCAGCAACAACCUGGGAACAGGAGCGUUGGGAUAUUCGGGAUGUGCCAUUUUUUGACCCCUUUGAGGAUGAGUACGAUCCUGAGUUGACUCCAGAGCAGCUUGAGGAGGAAAAAGAGCAAAGAAGACUCCAGAAGGAAUAUAGUCAACUCCAUCCCCCUGAAUUUGAUGAAUGGCUCAACCCUGUGGGGCGGCGGUAA
Molecule: messenger RNA, 984 nt
Organism: Aspergillus lentulus
Lineage: Eukaryota; Fungi; Ascomycota; Eurotiomycetes; Eurotiales; Aspergillaceae
Source: RefSeq, a predicted model, not a curated record